Molecule: messenger RNA, 924 nt
Organism: Saccoglossus kowalevskii
Lineage: Eukaryota; Metazoa; Hemichordata; Enteropneusta; Harrimaniidae
Cellular component (GO): plasma membrane; signaling receptor complex
Molecular function (GO): protein binding; low-density lipoprotein particle receptor activity
Source: RefSeq, a predicted model, not a curated record
AUGACCCGGAUAUUAUUGUUACUCUUCGUGGUGAGCACGUUAUUGCCUGCCGUACGUUCAGCCUGUGACGUAGAGACUCAAUUCACAUGCAACGAUGGUCGGUGUAUUCCUGUGUAUUGGCGUUGUGAUACAAAGCCACAGUGUGAUAAUGGCGAAGAUGAGAUAUCAUGUGACACUGCUGUGUGUCCGGAUACUUAUUCGUUCCAAUGUCGAAGCGGUAAAUGUUUAAAAACUAGUUGGAAGUGUGAUUAUCGCAUCAAUUGUCCCGAUGGUGACGACGAAAUGGGAUGUGCCUGUCAUCCAGAUUACCACUGGCAAUGUAAUGAUACUAUCUGUAUCGCUGAAUACAAGAGAUGUGACGGGAAUACUGAUUGUCUCGACGGAAGUGACGAAAUUGAUUGUGGCGGCAGUUGCCCGGAAAACCAGUUUAAGUGCAAAAGCGGUAAAUGCAUAGACAAUGCUAAAGUUUGCAACCAUAUUGUGGACUGUAAUCCGGAUGAAGAAGAUGAAGACGAUUGCCCUCCAAGUAGCUGUUCGCCGUAUCAAUUCCAGUGCGAUAAUGGUGUCUGUAUUACUGGUUAUCUGGAAUGUGACGGUGCAUCCAACUGCAAAAAUGGCGAAGACGAGGCUUUGUGUGGUCCCAAAUGCUGGAAAUGCGAAGGAUGGUAUAAAAUGGGUGUGAUAUGUGACGAUAUGAACGACAAAUAUUCAAGACCUGACUGCGAAAUAAAUGCAUUGUGCAUGACUCGCUAUACAAAUGAUGUCAAUGGUGAACUACUUCAUACAGCGGGUUAUAUGUCAAGUUCGGAUUGUGUUGUCGGCCAGAAUAGUAACCCUGUGGGAUGUUUUGAAGAGCCAAUUACACUGGCAGAAGGCGAGGAGUGUGUAUUCUGUUGUAAUGCGGAUUGGUGUAACUUGGUGUAA